GGCCGACUUCCAAAGGUCAGUCAUCAGCAAUCCAGCCUCCAAACAAUUCAUCUGCACAAUGAAGCUUUCCUCAGCUGUCGCUCUUCUCUCUGCGUUUGCUCUGCCCGCUUUUGCGACGCAGUUUAAUGUGACCUACGACGCAUUCUAUGAUAACUCGGGCACUUCCCUCUCCCAAGUAGCCUGCUCUAACGGUGUCAAUGGCCUGUUGACAAAGGGCUACACCACUUUCGGCUCUCUUCCGUCUUACCCCAACAUUGGAGGCAUUCCUAACCUCACCUGGAAUUCGACUCUGUGCGGUACCUGCUGGAACUUGCAGUAUACCACUCCCACUGGGACACAAGAGAGCAUAUAUAUCACCGCUGUUGAUGCAGCGUACACAUUCAAUCUGUCGGAGGAGGCAUUUAAUGAGUUGACCGACAACACUGGUGUCGCGUCGGGCAAGGUCGCUGCUACCGUCACCCAGGUAGCCGCAAGCUUCUGUGGCAUGUAAAGACAGAAGCGUACCGCCAGAGUUUCUCGAAGUUCGAAGAAUUAUUAGCAUUCACUAUGGACCUUUCGUAUUACCGUUUUGCUUCUUCUCCUUUUACGUGUACUUGGUACAGUCGUUCAUUGUAGGAGUCGGUUAGCCGG
Messenger RNA from Suillus clintonianus, 630 nucleotides. RefSeq names its product Cerato-platanin. The record is from RefSeq and is a predicted model, not a curated record. Bases 59 to 490 code for a protein of 143 amino acids. The transcript is spliced from 2 exons. Lineage: Eukaryota; Fungi; Basidiomycota; Agaricomycetes; Boletales; Suillaceae.